Messenger RNA from Drosophila simulans, 1793 nucleotides. RefSeq names its product E3 SUMO-protein ligase ZBED1-like. Bases 1 to 1782 code for a protein of 593 amino acids. Gene Ontology annotation, molecular function: DNA binding; protein dimerization activity. The transcript is spliced from 2 exons. The record is from RefSeq and is a predicted model, not a curated record. NCBI's taxonomy places the organism in Eukaryota, Metazoa, Arthropoda, Insecta, Diptera, Drosophilidae.
AUGGCUUCAAAACGAAAGCAUAGCAAAGUUUGGAAUUUCUUUGAUUCAGUGGAUGAGAAGAGUGCUAAAUGCAAAUACUGCAAAACUGUGCUUAGUGUGGCUGGUGGAUCGCAAGGAAACUUAUCGCGUCACCUUAAAAAUAAGCACCCAGCAGCUUUGGAGGAAACAAAGCGCCAAACCAAUGAAAGCCGACAGGAAGCAAAUACUCCUCAGAUAAUUGGACCCCAACAGCAAGUAAUAACUUCGUUCAUUCAACGACCACCGGCUGCCGGGAAAGCUGAGAAAAUUGAUAGGCAACUAGUUCGUAUGAUUGGAAAAGGUCAUCAUGCAUUGCGAAUUGUAGAAGAGCCUGAUUUCAAGCAGCUCAUAGAUGAUGUGUCUAAUUGCCCCGGAUACAAGAUGCCCACUCGAAAAACGCUGUCCAACGUGCUUCUUCCAAAGCUUCGGGACGAAAUUGUUGGUAGCGUCAAAGAAAAAAUGGAGCUGGCAUCUGCAGUUUGUUUGACAACGGAUUGUUGGACCUCUCUUGCAAAUGAAAGUUAUAUUGCUGUUACAGCUCAUUUUAUUGAGAGUGAGGCAACUGUUAUGAGCUCACAUAUGAUUGCAUGCGAGGCAUUCGUUGAGCAGCACAGUGGUCAAAAUCUGUGCGCAUUUUUACAAAAAAUAGCAGAAAGAUGGAGUAUAGAGAACAAAAUAUCUGCUGUGGUUUCCGAUAAUGCUGCAAAAAUUGUCAAUGCCAUUAAAACAGGAAAUUGGCCACAUAUACCAUGUUUUGCACAUAGCUUGAACCUAAUUGUGCAAAAAGGACUCCGCGAAAUCAGCGUUGUACAAAACAAAGUCAAAUUCAUUGUGGAGUUUUUCAAUCGUAGCACUUUCGGCCUUAAGAAGCUGAAGACAACUCAAACCCAAUUGAACUUGCCCGAUCUCAAAUUGAUUCAAGAUGUGUCAACUCGUUGGAAUUCAACUUUUAAAAUGCUAGAAAGGCUUGUUGUGUUGAAAGAUGCUCUUAUAUUAACACUUUCUACUCUGCGUUCUGAAUUAAACUUAUCUCAGAAUGAGUGGGCGAUAGUAGAAGAGUUACUGCCUAUAUUAAAACCAUUCAUGGAGGUAACAGAAGAAAUAUCAGCAGAAAAGAAUGUAACCCUUUCAAAGGUUAUAGUUCUUGCGAUUUUGCUACAGAACUGUUUGAAUAACAAAACGCCUAAGGAUAAAUGUGUUUCUGCACUUGUUGCAGUUCUAAAAGCUGAGAUGAAUCGACGAUUUUGCAAGCUGGAAAGUAACGAACUCUACGCAGAGAGUAACAUUUUAGAUCCUCGAUUUAAAGGUCGUUGGUUCAAGUCAAAAGAAGAAUACGAAAAAGCUGUUUGUAAUCUUAAAAGGAAAGUAACUCCAAUUCGUCUCAACAGCGAAAAUUAUGAAUUCGAAUCACCUGCGUUUGAAACUAAUUCAGCCAAUCAGAGUUCGGUUUGGUGUGAUUUUGACAGUGAGUUCAAGAACACGACAAAGGCUGCAAACACUACCGGUUCUGCCGAGAAAGAGAUGGAAAAAUACCUCGAAGAGGAAUUUCUACCGAGGAUUGCUGCCCCUUUGGUUUGGUGGGAACAAAGAAAGAAAUUGUAUCCGCAUCUAUAUUCUUACAGAAUUAAGCGACUAUGCCUUAUGGCUACAUCAGUUCCUUGCGAACGCCUAUUUUCAAGUGCUGGGGAAAUCAUCCGAAAAAGACGGAUGCUACUAAAACCUAAUAAAGUGGAAAAUCUAAUGUUCCUUCAUAGCAACAUGUAGAUGGAUCACAG